UGAGGAAGCGAAAACGGGCAAGUAGCGGUUCUUAGAGAGAGAGUCUGCGUCUGUGCAUUUAUCUCUCUCUUUUCUUCUCUUCUGCUUCUCUCGGACGAAAGGAGAAAAAAGAGAGAGAGAGAAGUCGUUGAUGCUCCAAGAGGGCCUCCAUUUUUUCCACUCAAAAUGAUAGCAUGGCUGAAACAGUUGCAGGCUGCGUACGGGUUUUCUUUCCUAUGGCUUAUCUCUUUGGUUUACUUCAUUCAGGGUUUCAGAUCAUUUGUAUGGACUGCAGUCUCUUAUCAGCUGAAAGACGGGCUUAAUUUGUCACCGUCAGCCUCCCAGCUUGUGUCUUCUGUAGUAUUUUUCCCAUGGAGUAUAAAACCACUUUAUGGGAUCUUGUCGGAUUGUAUUCCUAUAUUAGGGAGGAAAAGGAUACCAUACUUAUUCAUCUCAACCAUAUUAUCUCUAUUCCCAUGGCUAAUUCUAGGGCUAAAUGCAUCUCUGAGGAGUUCCAGUGGACCUCUUAUGAUUAUUUUAACAGUGCAAAACCUAGGUUCAGCCAUGACAGAUGUUGUGAUCGAUGCAAUGAUUGCUGAAGCAGUACGGUGUGAGCGGGCAGCUUUUGCUGGAGACCUUCAGUCAAUGUCUUGGUUGUCAAUGGCCUUUGGUGGAAUCUUCGGGAGUUUGUUAGGGGGAUUCGCACUUACCAACUUACAGAUAGGAACAAUUUUUCUUCUUUUCUCUAUACUCCCAGCCAUGCAGUUAUUAUCAUGUGGUUUGGUUGAAGAGGAUUCUUCUGGUGUCAAAGUUUUUCCAAAGCUUAGUAAUUCAAAGAGCUCUCAUAGAGAAGAUAGAAAUGGUAGCAUCUCAGAUUCUGACGAUUCAUCAGUUAAAAAUUCUAGGGAAAGUACUAUGAGGAGAAAAAAGAGCCAUAAAAACAGCAAAAAAGGAAAAUUCAUCUCAACUGGAUCUAAGACUCCGCAAAAGGAUGGUUCUUUGGCUGUACAGUGGUUCCAGUCUAUAAAGUCAGCUAUCUAUAGUUUGUGUCAGGCAUUUGGGCAACCCAUCAUCCUCAGACCGAUGACUUGGUUUUUCUUAGCAAAUGUUACUGUUCCAAACCUCUCGUCGGUCAUGUUCUAUUACCAGACCGAAUUCUUAAAAUUGGAUGCGUCCUUUCUGGGUACUUCACGCAUUAUUGGAUGGUUGGGCCUCAUGGUUGGAACCUUCAUUUUCAAUCGCUUCUUGAAGACCAUGAAGUUAAGAAGAAUUCUCAUGUUGACCCAGGUUGGUCUUGCUAUUUUGAGUCUCCUUGAUAUCGCUCUUGUGUCUCGAUUGAAUGUCUCAUUUGGCGUAUCAGAUAAGCUUAUGGUUCUAUGUGGGUCUGCUCUUGCCGAUGCAGUCAAUCAAUUUAAGUUUAUGCCAUUCCUGAUACUCUCUGGACAGCUUUGCCCACCGGGUAUCGAGGGGACCCUAUUUGCGCUCUUCAUGUCCAUAAAUAACCUUGGGUCCACAUUGGGAUCAUUUGUAGGUGCCGGUUUGGCCUCUGUGCUGAACAUCUCAUCAGGUUCCUUCGAGAACCUUCUAUUGGGCAUUUUUGUUCAAGUGAUCUGCAUAUUCAUCCCAAUUGGAUUCUUGUUCUUGAUACCAAAAGAAUCCGUAGGAUAACUGCUUAGCUAAUGAUAUUGUGGACUACUUCUAUUGGGGAAUGAAGUAUCUCAUAUACGGUGGAGGAGAGUGACAGUUGCAACUAGUAGCCUCAGAAGUCUUAUCUCUGGAAGUAAUUUUUGUUGGUUGUCGACUAAUAUAGUUGGCUAAAUUUUUUUUUAGAUUGAUUUUACAAGUGUAAUUUUCUUUGGCAAUAUAUGGAUGUUUGAAGUUUGUAGGGCAAUGUGGGUUGACAAUCCCAGAGAUACAAAGUUGGAAAUGAGCCUGCUUCGUGAGAAGUGAAUGACAUGUACAGCGGAAUUAUUAAGGUUAUAUUCAAAUGCAUGAGAUUAGUUUACUGA
Messenger RNA from Macadamia integrifolia, 1988 nucleotides. Its product is annotated as probable folate-biopterin transporter 4. The transcript is spliced from 7 exons. The record is from RefSeq and is a predicted model, not a curated record. Gene Ontology annotation, cellular component: membrane. Bases 166 to 1647 code for a protein of 493 amino acids. Lineage: Eukaryota; Viridiplantae; Streptophyta; Magnoliopsida; Proteales; Proteaceae.